Messenger RNA from Clupea harengus (Atlantic herring), 1850 nucleotides. RefSeq names its product GRAM domain-containing protein 2B. Lineage: Eukaryota; Metazoa; Chordata; Actinopteri; Clupeiformes; Clupeidae. The record is from RefSeq and is a predicted model, not a curated record.
UGUUGUACCCGCUGGCCCAGUGAGCUUCUGCAGGCGUGGCUGGUGUUUUUAUUUAAACUCACUUCCUGUUCCUCUACUUCCUGCGUGGACAUGGGAGGGGAGCCUCAGAGGCCUUGGGGCCCUCACCCCGGGGAGAGGCUGUAGGGCCCGGUGUGGACGGUCAGACCCCGCGUUGACUGGGUCGGGUCUACUGUAAGGGAGGGGUCUGAUGACAGGAGAGGUAGAGAUGGUGGAAGAGGGAAGCGAGGGAGGAAAAAUAGUGAGAGGGAAAGGUAGAGAGAGACCGACCGUUGGAGAGAGAACUGGAAUAUUAGUCAGUGAUUCACCUCCUACAGCCAAACCUCCCCCUGUUGCCAAGGCAACGCAGACUGACUCCGGAGGAUUUAAUGCAAACCUCAUACAUUCUCUCCCUCUCUCCCUGUCCCUCUCCUCUCUCUGCGCAUGCGGAACCUUCAACUCUGCUUUAUUAUUUUGCGGCAAACAGGGCUGUAAAACUGAGACCUUUAGACACUGAUAUCCUGCCGCUUCCGUAACCACACGCGCACACACACUUAAACACUCAUUGGCACUCGGACGCAGUAAAGGCAGCUCCAUGAUUCUGGUUUUGGUUUUGUGUGCUAAUGGAGCGCGUGAUGGCGACGACCCCUCAAACUGAGGGAGAAGAGGUGACCCCAGGGGUGAAGAGCCACAGUUAUACGGUGGAGGGGGCUCCUGUCCCUGGUGGGAAGGUGAGGAAGGGGAAGUCACUGAAGAAAGUGGAGCCGCGCAAAGCUCUGAGUCUGGAGGAGUCUCAGCUGGAGAGCCUGCAGCCCAGAAGUCCAAAGCUGCUCCCCAUCAGGUCUCAGACAUUUGACAUUGAUCGAUCAUCUGAAAGGACCGACAGUAUUGGCUCCAGAAGUAGUUUUAUUAAGCACAACAAAACAUUCCACAAGAUCUUCCAUGAUAUUCCUGAGACCGAAGACCUCAUCCAUGCAUACAUCUGUGCCCUGCAGAAGGAGGUGCCCUACCACGGCCGCCUCUAUGUCACUGAGAACCACGUCUGCUUCCACUCCUCUGUGCUGCUCAAGGCCACCAAGGUGGUUAUUCCUAUAUCCUGUGUAAAUGUGCUGAAGAAACAGAACACAGCUCUACUGGUGCCAAAUGCCCUGUCUAUACGCACUACUGAGGGGGAGAAGUUCUUAUUUGUGUCUUUGCGGAACCGAGAAGCCUGCUAUAAACUCCUACGCUCUGUUUGCCUUCAGUUGGAGGAUGGCAGCACAAACAGCAGCCCCCUCUUCUCCUCCGCAGAGAACAGCUUUGACCAGGUCAAACUGCCGAACUCCAGCCAGUCUAGUCUGGAAGACAGUUUUGACCAGCUGGACAGGGGAGACUCCACCCUGCUGCUAGACCCUCCCCCCACUCGCCUGAGCAGGGAUCCGCUGACGCAUGCGAGUCGCUCAACCUUGAGUUCACACAGAGAGCAUGACGACAGUAGCUCUAUAGAAGAAUACUCAGGAGGCUCGUGGGUAUGGAGUGUGACAGACCGAGCACGUUCACUCCUUGUGCAGCGAGAGCCCAGCAGCCUCAACACACUCCUCUUCAUCUACCUGUUCCUGGUGGUCCUGCUUCUUCUCUCCUCCGGCUACAUUGGCCUGCGCAUCGUGGCCCUGGAGGAGCAGCUCGCAUCAUUAGGAGCCCUACCUGAGUUCACCCUGCAGAGCGGGUAUAAAGACACAUAACCACCGCCUCUAGGAGCGAUGAGGUGAUCGAUGACACUGAGGACAUGACAGGGUAGCGGCUGACCAAAGAUCUGUCCCAAAGAGAAGCAUGGAGUCCUCUCAGAUACAACACAGACGCCAGUUACCCCCCCC